CUGGCUAGUACAUUGCUUGAUCUCGACUGGUAAAGUUGGCAGCGACUUAAUUUUGAGCUUGUAUAUUAAUCUAACCUAAAAAUGCUGCAUUUAGUCGUCUUGCUUGUAGCGGCAGUGGCUGCUUCAGCUAAUGUCAUCAACGAAAACUAUUGCCCUGUGUUGAAGCCGGUAGAAAACUUCAAUUUAACAGCGUAUCAAGGCACGUGGUACGAGAUCUCCAAGUACCCAAAUUCAGCGGAGAAGAAUGGCAAAUGCGGCUCAGUUGAGUACAAGCUCGACGGCGAAGUGUUGAAGGUGAAGGACAUUCACGUGGUCGACGGAGUUCAGACGUACGCUGAAGGCACGGCCAAGCUAGCUGCCGAUGCGAAUAAGGCUGGGAAGCUGGUCGUCUCGCUUAAGUUUGGAGAUGUGACUAAGGACUCCCCACUGAACAUUCUUGCGACGGACUACACUCACUACGCCAUUGCACACAACUGCAAAUACGACGAGAAGAACAAGAACCAGCAAGAUUUUGCCUGGGAAAUCCUAUCACGAAGCAAGAAACUAGAGGGUGAAGCCAAGACCGCCGUGGACAACUACCUGAAGGCCAACGCUAAGGAGCUGGACACCAGCAAGUUCGUGCAGACCGACUUCUCCGAGGCUGCCUGCAAGUUCACCAGCACCAACCUUAUCACUGAAGCUGUGAAGCACCAUUGAGAACCCUGAACCAGUUCACUGACCGAAAGUCGCAAAUUUUGAUACAUCAUAUAAAGAAAAAUAAUGUGCAUUACAUUUAAUCUUCUUCGUAUUUGUAGAACCGUGCUAGUUAACUGACCGAAAGUCGCAACUUUUGAUACAUCAUAUAAAGAUAAAUAAUGUGACAUUUAAUCUUCGUUUUUGUAUGCUAUAGCUUUUUGCUGCCAGCCCUAAACCUUAUAGCAGGGCGUUAAAAUCUACCAACGGUCAGUGUUUAAUGUGUAAGUUCUUAAAUUCAUUCCUUAUUACGAUAUAAACAACACAGCCUAUUGUCUUUUAUAAGUGAAAAAAAACAGUUUUUGUUUGCUAUAGCUUUUUGCUGCCAGACCUAAAUCUUAUAGCAGGGCGUUAAAAUCUACCAACGGUCAGUCUUAUUAUGUAUAAGUUCUUAACGUUAUUCUGUAUAACGAUAUAAAUAACACAUCCUUUUCUCUUUUAUAUCUGAAAUAUAUCGUUAUGACUGUCUCUUUCCCUUUGUAGUCUUAAGGUUAAGGAUUCUCAAGUUUAAUUGGAAAAAGGCUCUUACCUAUAUACUAUGCAUUUUUCUCUUUUUUCUGGUGAUUUAUAUGAAAAUUUACUAACAAGUUCACAGUUUGUAGUAUUUUGCUGCUGUUUAAGCUAUUCUAACUACUUUACAUUUAAUAUGUGAUAAUUUAUGUUAGUUCGUUCAGAACUUAGUUGAAUAAUUGUGUAAUAAAGAUAUGCUUUUUCUUUCUCA
This is a messenger RNA of Cydia fagiglandana, 1453 nucleotides long. Its product is annotated as bilin-binding protein-like. The coding region runs from base 82 to 696 and encodes 204 amino acids. Lineage: Eukaryota; Metazoa; Arthropoda; Insecta; Lepidoptera; Tortricidae. Gene Ontology annotation, cellular component: cytoplasm. The record is from RefSeq and is a predicted model, not a curated record. The transcript has 4 exons. Gene Ontology annotation, biological process: lipid metabolic process; response to reactive oxygen species. Gene Ontology annotation, molecular function: pigment binding.